This is a messenger RNA of Trichogramma pretiosum, 2141 nucleotides long. It is a transcript of the gene PGAP3, whose product is annotated as post-GPI attachment to proteins factor 3. Gene Ontology annotation, cellular component: endoplasmic reticulum membrane. The record is from RefSeq and is a predicted model, not a curated record. Gene Ontology annotation, biological process: GPI anchor biosynthetic process. Lineage: Eukaryota; Metazoa; Arthropoda; Insecta; Hymenoptera; Trichogrammatidae. Bases 32 to 997 code for a protein of 321 amino acids. Gene Ontology annotation, molecular function: hydrolase activity, acting on ester bonds. The transcript has 7 exons.
UCGUCUGCUCUUUAUUUAUGUCGCCAAAAACAUGUCAAUAACAUGGGCUGUGUUAAUUGUUUUGAUACCGUUGAUUUCAUUGUCAGAGGCAUCCAUAGGUGAUCGGUCCCAAUUUUAUAAUAGUUGCCUUGGAAAAUGUCGUGAGAACAACUGCACCAGUGAUACAGAAUUCAAAGUAAAUCCCCCUUUGAGCUUAAAAUUGUUGUUUUGGACAUGUACAGAAGAUUGCAAAUAUAAUUGUAUGUGGAAAACUGUCCACCUAUUUACUUCUCGAGGUCUUCAUGUGCCACAAUUUCAUGGAAAAUGGCCUUUUAUCAGGAUACUUGGUUUACAAGAACCUGCGUCAGUUUUAUUUUCUUUGUUAAACUUCUAUGCCCAUGCCACUUAUUACUGGAAACUAAAAAAAAAAGUCACCUCAUCCGCUCCAAUGUUUUUUGUUUGGACUUGGUUUACUGCGAUUUGCCUUCAUGGUUGGUUUUGGUCUGCAGUUUUUCACGCUAGGGACAAAGAUUUUACUGAAGUUAUGGAUUACACAUGUGCAUUUGCAAUAGUGUUAACGCUGUUAUAUUGUUUAUUGUUAAGGAUAUUGUAUAAAAAUAUUUUAUCAAGUAAAGUUUUUAUGAUAGUGACAAGUGUUUAUUGUGCUAUACUGUACACCCAUUUGACCCAUCUAUGGUCCGGUAAAAUAAACUAUGGUUAUAACAUGAAAUUUAACAUAUUGCUAGGAUUCAUAACAUUUUUAACGUCAAUCAUAUGGUGGUAUAGAAAUCAUCUAAAACUUCCUCAUGUGCAUUUAGUUGGCUGGUUUACUGUGUUGACAGUAUCUGUAACAUUAUUAGAAGUAUCAGACUUUCCUCCAAUAUUUUGGAUAUUUGAUGCUCAUUCAUUAUGGCAUGCAGCUACUGCUCCACUUGUUAAUCUAUUAUAUAGGUUUAUUAUAUUAGAUUGUUUGUAUUUAAAAAGACAAUAUUUAAAGCUUGAAGCUGAUCAACUGUGAUAGUAAAAUAACUAUUUUUGUAAAAAAAGAUUUAUUUCAAAGAAUAAUAAUUACACUAUACAUAAUUUUUCAUUGUUUUACUUAAAAAGGUAAAAUGUUAGUAAUACCUCCUUGAAAGCUUUUAUGAAACGCACCACUUAGUACUUCGUUUCAAGGCAGUGAAAACUUCUUUUUACAUAAUUUAGUUUUUAAAAUAAAAAUAAAGUAAAGCACUAAAAAUUACGAAUACAAUAUUAAAAUACAGAGCACUAUUUGAAAGCUGUAAGUAGGAAUGUUUCGUUAAAAAAAAAAAUAUACGACUUUAAACGCUUUUAACAGUAUAUAAAUUCGUUAUCUCUGAAGUAUUAACAGUUAUUUUCUAAAGACUUUCAAGAUAAUUUUUCGACAUCAUUAUAUCUUAAGUACUAAAGUUUAUCCAUUUAUAUGUUACCUACACGCGGGACAUUUUAUAAAUCACUUGUAUAUUCUAAUUAUACAAUAUUAUUACGUGUUUCUCAUAGAACACUGAGACUAAAAUGAUUUUUCGUAAAAAUUAAUUAUUUUUUAAGUAUGCAUGAUAAGAAGCAUUAAUAUAAUUUACAAAUUAUUAUAAAUUAAUUAAAAAAUAUUUCAAUCUAAAGAAAUUAAUGCUGCCAUUUGUACGAGAUUAUUCUUAUUAAGCGCGAUUUAAAAUAUAAUUCAUAAGUUAAAAUAAAACGACUAUGAUUGUAAAUGAAUAGAUUCAUAAUAUUGAAAAUAAUUCUAUAUGUAACGUAGAUUUUUUAUAAAUUAAAUUAUAUAUAAUACAGGUCUGCAAGUACUUGAAAUUUUUAGUCAAUAUGGACUUGUGACUCAUUCUACCUAAACUCAUUUAUUACUUGCACGAGCCAUUACGCUAGAUUAAUAGAUCAAACUUGAAUAUUUGAUCGUUGAUUCGUUGACGAAUUCUACGAGAAGUAAUAUAGAUCUCUACAAUUUGAUGAAUAAUUUCAUCUCGUUCAUUACUGACCGUUUAAAAAAUUAUUUAAAAUUUGAUUAAGUUGAUUAAAAGUUAAUAAUGCAUUUACGACUGUUUUAAAACUAUUGCACUUUAAAUAUUUAAGACACAGCAUUUAUUGAAGUGUAAAAAUUGAAUUCAUUAUUCAAAAAUCAACAAACAAGUAGA